Adineta steineri is the source of this 294-nucleotide messenger RNA. The record is from the annotation of a GenBank genome assembly. Lineage: Eukaryota; Metazoa; Rotifera; Eurotatoria; Adinetida; Adinetidae.
AUGUGUUUAGGUAUAAGUGAGAAUGAGACCCUAGAUAAAUUAUUGGCAUUGAAUGUUGAAAAUGAUGAUACUAUUCAAGAUGAAUAUAUUGCACAGGAAUCAGGCUGUGCUGUAAAUGAUCUUUUAUUGAGUGUACAUAGGACAAUAUUAAACAAUGAACACACAAUUGAAGAAUGCAACUUUGUUCCAGGUACACUUUUUGAUGUUUGUGUUAAAGUAUUAGGUGGAAAAACCCAUGGACGAAUCGGUCAGGCUGGCAAAGUUAAAGCUUGUACACCAAAAGUGAGUGAUUGA